This is a messenger RNA of Girardinichthys multiradiatus, 8838 nucleotides long. RefSeq names its product DLC1 Rho GTPase activating protein (gene dlc1). Gene Ontology annotation, molecular function: lipid binding; protein binding; GTPase activator activity. The coding region runs from base 1335 to 7256 and encodes 1973 amino acids. Gene Ontology annotation, cellular component: focal adhesion; membrane raft. NCBI's taxonomy places the organism in Eukaryota, Metazoa, Chordata, Actinopteri, Cyprinodontiformes, Goodeidae. Gene Ontology annotation, biological process: regulation of Rho protein signal transduction; actin cytoskeleton organization; signal transduction. The transcript has 17 exons. The record is from RefSeq and is a predicted model, not a curated record.
GGGUGGAGUAAUGGAAAGAAAAGCCGUCCCCUCUUACACCACCUCGGCUUUUUGCCACGCAGUUUCAGCAAAAAACCUCUAAUGUGAUCAAGAUGGAAGCUGUCCAUGGACGUCUCACUGCUCCCCGGCUUUCUGUCUGCCUUUGGGAGCUCCAGCACUUGUUUAGCAAUCCAAGACCAAGGGUACUGACUGUAGUCUCCAAAAUGGCUCGCACAGCUUCCCAUUAAGGACUGGAUUCAGAGUACGCUUGCAAAUUUCAAGUCACUUGGAGAGAGUUGGAUUCAUUUUUCUUUAAAUGUGGAGGAACUGCUUCUGGUUAAUGAAUGAGAAGGCAUCCUGUGGAGCUCUCUGGAUAACUGUGCUUGAACUCUUUUGUUGGAAUAUAUACAUUCAUUUGCUGGACAGGAAAAAAAUCCAGAUAUUGGAUUUUAUUGCAAGAUGAUGUCAUGUUUGGAAAAUGUACAAAAAGUAAAUGUUAGUAUUCAACUCUAAUGUGGGUUGAAGUUUGGAUAUCAGUGGUUGGCUUAAUGGGCGCAAAGAAUGUGUAUUUAAUUUUGAAAAAGGUAUAUCCAUUUGCACUUUUACAAAUAUUUACAUUUAGUUUCAUUCUAAAUAUGGUAGUUAAAGCUGAUCACCCCCAGGCUCAUUCCUUAGAUAGUAACUUUUUGAAACAAUAUGACUUCUUAAGAAAGCUGUAAAAAAAAAUUGUUUUUUUGUCACAGUUACAUACUGUACUGUUACAUGUUCUUGUUAACUGAUCUAACAAAGCAAUUGUUCAGCUUAAACAGAAUAUUGUAAUGUAUAUUCAAAACAACAACCAUAAAGUAACAUAAAAUAAUUUAUGCUGAGUUGGAUCUGUAAGGUACCACAAUUAAUCUUAUUGGGUUGUGCACUUAAGCUGACCGUCAGCUGCUGUUUAAGUUCCCUUCAUUUAUGUAAUUUCCUUUUUGUAGGUAGGUGAUCUGACAGCUGUAGUGUUAAGAUCCUAAAAACUGAACAAGGGGAAGCAGCUUCAGAAUCUUUGCCUUGUCAGGUUUUUCUGCUUAAGACUCACAAAGCUUUAACAUCUGUUCUGGGUCAGGGUGACUGACUGCAGUCGGCAUGCUGUAAAGUAAAAUUUAGAAAGACAUUGAUUUGGAAACUUGUUGAGAUCUUUUACUGUUCCAGUUUAUAAGCUCCCAUGGUACUGGGAAUGCAGAGCAGUUGCAAUCCUUAAACUUUCACCCACUGCUUCCUGUUAACUUGAGAAGCAGGACUGUCAUCUGGACAUUCAGUUGCUGUAAACCGACAACUAGAGAGCAGCAGCCCUAUGGGAUUGUACUUGGCUUUCCAUCAUGCCUGUUGCUAUACGGAAAAGAAGUUGGGAAGAACAUGUGACUCACCCAUCAGGAUUACAGUAUAGCUAUGAUGAUCUGGAUCUGGUGUGUUGUCAUGGAGUUGACAGAAAUGGUUUUUGGGUCAGCUCUGGGGCUUUAAAACAGGGCCGACAGACGAGAUGUGCCUCCAUGCCAGAGGGUUGCCAGCUGCCUUCAGAUGACCCGGGUCAGACAGGUUUGGUUGAAGCUUUUGCUGUUGACGAUGUUGAUGAAUCAAGACGCCUGAAGCAAACUGAAAACAGUGGGAACUCUCUGUUAAAUCGUCAAGAGUCAGUUCACGAGUUGGUGGGUCCAGAAUUUCUACAGAUGAAUUCCAAGUCAGCACAACUUCCAGCCGCAAAUACUGGGAUGUCUGCAGCCUUGUGUUAUUACUCAAAUGGUAACAUCUCUAGCGUUAACAUGUCUUUUGAAACUGAUAAUCCGAGUGUGAAAACUCUUUACAAUAAAGGGGUAAACAGCCCAGGAAGAAGCCAGGGUAGCAUCUUCAGUGGGGAUGUUGUUGUUAAAGGCCUUAAAGAGCAACAAUACAUCUCUAUCUCUUCAAACAAGGGGCCUCCAUUGUCUGAAUCUGCUGGUGAGCAGCCUGGCAAACUUCCAGCCCAUCAGCAGACAAAGGAGACCCACACAGAGGGUUACAGCAGAUCUCCUGCAAUCUCUGAAGUUACAUUGAACUGUUGCACUGCUGCCGGACAGGAACCUCAGACUGACUGUCCAGAUGUUGCAGGAAUUAUUUCUAUCUCCAACCAAGCUGGUGCAAGGGGACCAGUUUUUGCGCUGCAAAAUUCUGCUGAUGCAAUGGAGGGUGGCAAUGCAUUAUCUCUGCCUAACAAGUCUUUGCAACCAUUUCUGACUUUCAUUAUAGAUGAAGAAUGUGACAAAGGAUUUACUGAAAGCCAGAGUGCAGCUGUUGUCCACAAUCUGGGUGGACUGAAUGGGUUAGAAGCUAAAAAUGAAAAUCCAGGACUCAGUCAUUCAAGAAACAUUCAGGGCAAGCAGGAGUAUUCUAACUGUGCUGUGGCAUUGGGUCAGGCCAUUGAUUGUGAGAUCUCCAAAUGCAACCUGAAAAUUCCCACAGCUGCCAAGCAUGAACUUCAAACCAACUGCCAAGAGACUGAAGGGAUUAUUUCCACCUCUGACCAAGCUGGUGCAGGAGGGUCUGUUUUUGUGUUGCAAAGUUCAGGUCAUACAAUGUAUGAUGAUAAUACAUUGUCAAUGCAACCUGUUAUGGCUUCUUCAUUGGAUGAACAAUGUGACGAAAUAUUUACUCAAAGCCAGAUUACAGUUUUUGCUCAUAGGCUGGAUGGACCGAAUGACUUAGAAACUCUAAAUGAAAAUGCAGAACCCACUCAUCACUCAAGAAACAUUCACAUCGAACAGGAUCCUUACAACUGCAACGUGACUUUAGAUGAGGGUAAUGAUUGUGAAACACUUAACCAGAUACUGGCUGAGCAGCAUGAUGUUGCAAAAACAGCAGGGAGCUGGCCUCAUAUGCAGGAAAGUGCAGGACAAGGAGAGCCAGCUGACAUAUUUCAGACUAAAGUUAAAAAUCAGGGUUUGGCCGCAUUUAAAACUGUAUCAUCUGAACACCAGAGUAUUGAAAAUUCAGGAAGAGAGUCGAUGCAGACAAGCACUAUUCGGUGUGAAGAUCAUCAUGAAAAAACCUCUUUAAGUCAAUCUUUGGGUAAUAUGGUUGAGAGCUUAUUACCCAAAGAGUUGACUGUUUGCGAGGAUGUAGACAUGCCUCCGCCUAUUGAAAAUAACUAUUCAAAACUCCUGACUAUUCCAGAGAUCCGCCUGGUUGAGGCAGAUGACGUUAAAGCUAGAAAGAAAACUGAGGCUGAUAUUACUGAAAAUCCAGUUCAUAACACCAAUCUGGAUAAUAAAUACCAGGCUACUGAGCAACACAUGAACCUUCCAGUCCUCUCUAAAGAGGUCAAUGAGGGGCUCCAUGGCAACCAAGCCUCUGGCUGGUGUGAGUCACCUUGCUCUGAGGUGGCAGAUGGUCACAGGGAAAACUACAGCCCAGCGACCAGAGUUUCUGCAAUGGGGGAGUUGGAUGAAGUCGUUUUCUUGGCUGUUUCCAGCGACACACCACUGUCCAGUUCAGAUGUCACAGGAACAGACAAGACGGCAUAUUCAAAAGAGAACAGUGUGGUCAAGGUGCGGAUGAGAAAGCCUGAACAUGCAAGUUUGGACUCAAUGGUGGUGCUGUUGAUGAAGCUGGAUCAGCUGGACCAGGAGAUUGAGAAUGCCCUUAGCGCCACUUCCUCUACAGACAGCACUCCUACUCUUCAUCAGCGUCAUUACCAGGACGCUACACCAGCAGCUUCACUAACUCUCCCACCUCUACAUGCGACUGCCACUUUCUCAUCAGGAUCUGCAAAAUCCCAUAAAGCCAAACCUAAGAGUGGGAGCUCUUCCAUUCCUUCUGAGAAGAAAAAAGCAGAGAUCGAAGCCAAAGAGGCCUGCACCUGGCUCCGAGCUGCAGGGUUCCCACAGUACGCCCAGCUUUAUGAAGAUUCCCAGUUUCCCAUUGACAUAUCUUCAGUCACCAGAGACCAUGACUUCCUUGAUCGAGAUUCUAUUGAGGCUCUGUGCAGGAGACUGAACACUCUCAACAAGUGCGCUCUAAUGAGACUGGAGAUCUCUCCACAAAGAAAGAGAAGCGAGGACUCAGAUGAGGAUGAGCCUUGUGCCAUCAGUGGCCGGUGGACAUUCCAGAGGGACAGCAAGCGAUGGUCCCGCAUGGAGGAGCUGGAGGUCUUCUCAACAUUCCCUACAGAUGACACCCAAACCUUUUUUCCCAAGGACCAAGUAUCCCAGAAGGGUAAGCUCACUCUGCGUGAAGGGAACAGUUCAGAGAGUGUGCUGACAGACCUCAGUGAGCAGCCUGAGGUGGGCUCCAUCCACAGCAGUGGGAGUGGAGGAAGAGGAGAGGAGAAGAUACAUGGUGCUGCCUUAUUAAAUGAAGCAGUACCUGCUGGUGCAACCCGGGCCAGCUCAAUAGCCAGCAUGUGUUCAUCCUCAGGCACAGGGGGAUCAGCAGGCCAAAAUGAGGACUCUCUGUCUGAUGGGUUGCCUCCGUCGCCCCUGGAGACCCUCAGGCACUUCAGCUUCGAUGUCAAAGCAGGGACUGUCGAAGGAAGUCUCGACAGAGAAGGAGGCUGCGGCAAAAGCACUCGUUCAAGGGCUAAAAGCUUCCUGAAGAGGAUGGAGAGUUUGCGACUUCGCAGCAGCACCUCUUCCAAGAGGAAGAAGAAGGGGUGCAUUGGUGGAGGGAAAAUAGAAAUCAGCGGACCAGUCAUUAAACAAGGCUUUGACGACGACAAACUGAAGAGGCUGAACUGUGUGGACAUUUCAAGCAUUAACCUCAGUCACCAUCUCAAUCCCGCUCAGACUAUGACUCUCAACCGGAACCGCUCUGUAUCAUACUCCACUCAGACCAGUAAUGGGAGCACUGGAAGCACUGGCAGCAGCCAGUCCGAAGCCAGCAGUGGCAGCACAGUUAGCACACCCAGUCCAGUGACCCGAGCUCGCAGCCACAGCACGGCGGCAGGUUCCAGUAAGAGAGGAGGAAUGUACCUGGAGGGCUUCGAUCCCUUUAGCCUUCUUCAACAGGAGCUGGAUCGCCAGCCACCCCUGCCCAAAUCGGCACCACCCAUCCCCUGCCAGGCCAGUGAUGGGAUGUCCAUCAAUGAGCAGAACCGCAGGAAUGACUGUGAUUCUCAAGACAAAAGCAGACAAGAAGAAGAAGAGGAGGAGGAUGAAGAGGGGGGCAUGAUCUUUUUCUAUUUGCCUGAAGGCCACAAGCCUGGAACGUUCCCCAAAGCCCUGCAGGAUGGGAGUUUGCACAACAACAACGGGAAUGAUAACGGAAAUUCGGUGAUCCUCAGGGGACGGCAAAGCAGACACCAGCGUCGCGGCUCUUUGGGCUCAGUUGACAGCCGGCGUAGUUUCUACGACAAUGUCCCCUACGCCGAAAGAGAGGAGGGAGAGGACGAGGAGGGAGAUGAGCACAAACUGGAGGAAGUGCUCCAACACGUCACUGGCUUCGUCAAUGCCUGGUCAGAGGCUGUGGCCGGUGAGGAGGAGGAGGAAGAGGAGGAGGGGGACUCGGAUUCUGCGCUGGACUCGGCGUCACCAUGCCCAUCCUCCCCUCUGCAGAACAGGCUGGAAGAGACCGAGAACGGAAGUGACCAGGACAGCACAGGAAACCCCUUGGGCGACGCCGAGGAUGGGAUAAGGGAGAGAAGAGAUUCAGGAGUGGGAGCGUCUCUUACUCGAACCAGCAGACCACAGAAGCUCCGCUGGCCAAGCUUCCAGAACUCCCAUCGGCCCAGCCUGGCCUCUGCCCAGCUCCAGAUCAGCUGCCAGUCUGUGCUGCAGAUGAAUCUGCUGCAGAAACUCUCCCUUCUGCAGCUCACUGCUCUCCUGGAGAAGCACACUCCAACAAACAAGCAUGGCUUCAGUUGGGCUGUGCCAAAGUUUAUGAAGCGAAUCAAAGUGCGUGACUACAAAGACCGGAACGUGUUUGGCGUGCCACUUCAAGUCAUCGUGCAGCGGACCGGCCAGCCCCUCCCUCAGGGAAUUCAGCAGGCCAUGCGAUAUUUACGCAAUCAGUGUCUUGACCAGGUGGGCCUUUUCAGGAAAUCUGGAGUUAAAUCUCGCAUCCAAGCUCUCCGCCAGCUGAAUGAGGCAAGCGGCGCAGAUGGCGGAGUGGUCAACUAUGAGGGCCAGUCGGCCUAUGACGUCGCCGACAUGCUGAAGCAGUAUUUCAGAGAUUUGCCUGAACCACUGCUCACAAGCAAGCUGUCUGAGACCUUCCUGCAGAUUUAUCAGUACAUGCCCAAAGAGCUCCGUCUUCAGGCGACCCGCGCCGCCGUGCUGCUGCUGCCGGAUGAGAAUCGGGAGGCACUGCGCACACUGCUGUGCCUCCUCAGCGACGUGACGGCCAGCGUGACCGAGAACCAGAUGACUCCCACCAACCUGGCCGUGUGCCUGGCGCCGUCGCUCUUCCACCUCAACACCCUGCGCCGCAAGGAGAGCUCCUCUCCCAGGGUGAUGAACCGGAAGCAGACGCUAGGAAAACCUGACCAGAGGGACCUGAAUGAAAAUCUGGCUGCCACUCAUGGACUGGCACACAUGAUCCAGGAGUGCAGGAAACUCUUCAGGAUCCCUGAAGAGAUGAACCGCUGCAGGAACUCAUACGUGGAGCAGGCUCUGCUGCCACAGCGCUUCAAGGAGCUGGCUGGUGAAACAGCAGGGCAGGGAGGCUACAGAGCCUGCCUUCAGGACACUUUGGACCUGCUCCUGAAGGAAGCCAAAGACAAGUUCAAAGGUUAUGACAGCUGCUCCACUCCUGAGCAUGCAGAGCUGGCCUACAGGAAGGUGCACGAUGGAUUUCCACUGAGACUCUGGAAAGUGACCAUAGAGAUUCCAGCGAGUCCUGAUGAGGUUCUGACAAGAGUACUGCGAGAGCAGGGGCACUGGGACGAGGACCUACUGGAAAGCAGAGUAGUGGAGACCCUGGAUGAACAGACAGAGAUCUACCAGUACGUCCGGAACGCCAUGGCGCCUCAUCCCACCAGAGACCACCUGGUGCUAAGAACAUGGGUCACAGACCUGCCAAAGGGUGCGUGUGCACUUGUAUCUACUUCUGUGGACCAUGAAGGGGUGCCAGCUGUGGGUGUUCGUGUCAAUGUGCUCACCUCACGCUUCUAUGUAGAACCCUGUGGAGUCAACAAAUCCAGACUGACACACAUUUCAAGGAUCGACCUAAGAGGUCGUUUUCCAGAGUGGUACAAUAAACUCCACGGACAGUUGUGUGCUGCUGAAGUGGGACGAAUAAGAGACUCCUUCACUGUCUCCAUGGACAAAUGAGCAGGCACCGUGCAAUUCUGACCACAAAAGAUUCUUGGACUGCAACAGAAACCUUCGUUUCAGUCAAAGCAUUGUUAUGUCCACAAUAAAUAGACAUGGUCCGGAGCCUGGAUUCAAGGACUUUUUUGUCCCAGGUCAAAACAGAUUGACUUAACAGGUCAUGUUGGGGCUGCCAAGAGGACUCGCACACAGAUUUAUCUCGGCUUAAGGACAUUGUUUUUGCUGAUACAGGAUGUAUGGUUUAGACUUUAUCGAAAGGAAUGAUACUGCUUCUGAGAAGCAAAGAAGACCCAAGGUAUGCAUGAGCUUGUGUGUGCGGGUGUGUGCAAAUGGGGAAUGCCUAUUUGUUGUGUUUGGUUUACAGGCAGAGGAAAGCAUGUACAUAUAAAAUAUAGUGGUCAGAAAUGUAGAUGUGGCCGUCCGCCUCAUGUUACCUCUGACUAACUUUUCUGUUACAUCAAAGCAUAGGGAACCUGUAGAUGUUGUUAUAGAGAGCUGAUGAAUUAAUCUUGAGGUGAGGAAAGCUGCAAAUCCACAGACUGAGUGGAAACAAUAGACAGGAUAUGGUGAGAUGACAGGUGGGUGAGUGAAUGCAGGGUUUUAUGGUUUAGAGUUAAAGACUGAGGAGGACUGGUGGCUGGCUCACCAAAAUGAAAGGACUGAUCAGCCGGGGCCUCAUUUACUGACAGAUAAAAGUCACUGUAAUCCCUCCAGAAGGAUUUGAUUGAGUCACCGGUUUUAUAUGGAAGCCGAUUUUUAUUUGAGAAAAUGAGAUGAAAAAGAUGGGUUUAGUCUCCAUGCUAGUGCCAAAGGCCAGUUCUUCAUUGACUUUAAAGAGAAGAGCAGGAACAUAAAAAGCAGAUUUAAUAGACCAAACAAAGAAAAGGCUAAAAAACUAAUCCUAGAAGGCGUCAAUGUUUGUUUUAGUCUCAAACACAGCACAGUUCAGUUUAUUUUUGUUUUUUGCAAUUAUGUCAUAUUAGAAAUAUAUCAAAACUAUACGUAUUCCAAUUUCUUUAUGCACAAGAGAACAAAAGACACAAUGCACUGCUCCAACCUGCAACGGAAACCUCCAGCUACAAGAAAAGAUGAGAGAAAAAAAUGUCCUUUUAUAAAGGUGGGGAUUUUACAGGUUUUACUGUAAAGAAGAGGGGAGUCUGAAUGUGUUUUUCUAAAGAAGGAUGAAGAUCUUUUUGCGUAAGCAUCUUUCUCUCUUUUAUCUUACAGUGUUUAAAAAGUAAUUAUAGAGAUUUGGGUCCAUGUAACUACUUCUAGCUCCAAUGCUCUUCGAUCAGAGACUGUUCAUGUUGACUGUGUAAUUAAUUCACUAAGCCAUUUGUUUAUAUUCUACAAGUUUGUACCUGUAACCGUGUCUCCGCCAAAUAAUAAUGCAUGACAAUGACAGUUAAUUUAAAGCAAAUAUAUUUAUACCUCCAAAUAUAUGUUUGUUUUGUAUCAUUUUUUUAUUUUAUUGUACAUGGUAAGCUUUGCAUUACAAAAAUUGUUUUAUCUUUUUUAUUAAUAUUAUUUCUGUACAGGUUAAUCAAAGUGCACUAUUAAAUGUAAUAAAAUAAUAUCGUUA